Nakaseomyces glabratus is the source of this 1365-nucleotide messenger RNA. RefSeq names its product Ula1p (gene ULA1). Lineage: Eukaryota; Fungi; Ascomycota; Saccharomycetes; Saccharomycetales; Saccharomycetaceae. The record is from RefSeq and is a predicted model, not a curated record. Gene Ontology annotation, molecular function: ubiquitin-like modifier activating enzyme activity.
AUGUCGCAGAUAUUUGAUAGAUAUGACAGACAAUUACGAUUGUGGGGACAUGAUGGACAACACCUUUUAGAGAAUUCACACAUAACAAUUGUAAUUGACAAUGAUGCCAAUAAGACAGUAGAUUUGCUGGAAGAAACUCUAAAAAAUGUGAUACUUGUUGGUGUAAAGAACAUAACACUCAAUAAUUUAUGUGACUGCAAGUUAGAUAAUGUGAUACGCAAUGUGCUACCAUUAAACGAUGGUGUCCAUAUAGAUCAAACCACAGAUCCAUUAUCGCUCAUGAAUGCCUCCCCUCAGACUGAUUUAUUUCUUCUUCUUAACCUAGAUAACAAAGCAGAGGCAUUGUUUACAAACAACCCUUUCAAGAUAAAAUCAAUUGCUACACAUGUGAACGGGAUGUUAGGACAUAUACGAAUGUAUUACCCAAGUCCACAUUUUAUCUCAAAUACACAUAGUGAUAGAAAUAUCCCUGAUCUACGACUAAAGGAUCCUUGGCCCGAAUACAAAAGUUUUUUAAACUCCUUCGAUGAUGAUUUGAAAAAUGAUGUUGCAGCUGCAACGGUUCCAUAUCCUGUUAUACUCUACAAGGUUAUAGAUGGAGUAACUAAUCCUUCAACAAAGGCAAUAAAACAGAGGCUAGAAGAAGUUUAUCUCACUAGAUAUAAGAAAGAUGCAUUUUAUGACCUAAAUUACGAGCAAGCAAAAAAAUAUGCCUACCUAAUAAAUGCCAACGACAAUAUUUAUGACACCAAGUUCGUUCCUGUAUUUGAGUUUGUUAAAGAAUUAAUUACUAGUCCCAGAGAGUGUAGUAAAUAUCUAUCCAAGUAUGACAAAAAAUUACUAAAUCUGAUACUAACUACAGAACAAUUUAUCUCUAAAUAUGGGCGCAUUCCAUUUAGGGGGAUUUUGCCAGACUUAGAGUCCAGCUCUGAAAAUUAUGCUCGCUUGAAAAAGAUAUUUAUCGAAAAGUUUAGCAGUGACUGUAAAGAUUUCUCUACAUUAUAUGACAUGCAAUUCUGUGAUGAGAAACUAAAUAGUAACGAAAUUCAAGAAUUCCUGAAAAAUCUUGAUGAUAUUGCUGUGGUUGAACCAAACAUGCCUCAAACAAUAACAACUACAAAUACUAAGUAUUCUGAAGAAUCAAAUUCUUACUUGAAGCUAGUUAAUGGCGAGACAAAUAUCGACAACAUCGACAACUCACUCAGAACAUCUUUGCAAUUGGAAUCCUACUCAGUUACAACCAUGUUAGGGAGUAUAGCUUCCCAAGAGAUUUUCAAAUUAAUCACGCACCAAUUUGUACCAAUCAAAAAUAUUUUUAUUUACAAUGCAACAAAUCAAACUACGGAAUUGAUAGAAAUUCCAUAA